This is a messenger RNA of Salmo salar (Atlantic salmon), 4438 nucleotides long. NCBI's taxonomy places the organism in Eukaryota, Metazoa, Chordata, Actinopteri, Salmoniformes, Salmonidae. The record is from RefSeq and is a predicted model, not a curated record.
ACUAGUUAGUUGGAGUUUGCCUUUUGAUGUCCCGUGUACACUAGCACGCGGUGCCGCGCGGUGAAACACUGCUUCCCAUUCAUUUUCAAUGGAGGAAAGUGGUGAGGAGCGAAGAGUGUGGGUGACGUGCAUGUUCACUAGCAAGUGGUAAAUUGUCGCGUGCCACUUAGGCCGCCCAUUGUGACUUGCUUGUGGCUGGCAGCAUAUAGCAGCACAUUCGAUUGUGCGUCAAGAAUUCAGCAUAGCAAGUUUGUAUGACGGUCUGGUUAUUAAAUGGGUAAAUAGUUCAAUAGUAAUAUGCUAGCUAACAGCCAUGGAGGAAGGUGAAGGAUAAUGUUAGCAGCCCCAACUUUCAAAGUGCGAGAGUAGGCUAUUCUAGAUAGGGUAGGUACUUUUGUGUAGUUCCAGUCCCUAGAAGUGAGGAAGGAGAUAAUGGUAACAUAAUAUUCAGUGCAGUGUAAUUUGAGUAUAAUGAAGUCUGUUUCUUGUGAGGUUUUCUGUCCUCAGAUUAAGAGAGCUAUGAAAGCCUGUAUACAGAUGAAGAGGUCUCAAUGAAGAGCAGUGGUUCUCAGUCCUGGUCCUGGGGACUCAAAGGGAUACCUUGUAACUGGAGAUUGCCUACAGUUACCGUGUAGGGCACUGCAAGGUUGGGUGACCAGGGCCAUCUGGGACUGCCUCCUGGAGAAAUUCAGGCAUGUGAAGGCUACCUGUGUUCUGCAUAACUUCAUGAGGAUGGACACGAGGACCAGGAGUGGAUCUGCAGCUUGCCGGCGUGUGCCAGAGGAGAAGUCUGGUGCUCUGCAGGAUGUUUCAAGGUUGGGGUCCAGCAACGCAGCAUGAGAGGCAAUCCGUGUGCAGGAGAUCUUCACCUCCUACUUCUUCAAAGAGAGUGCUGUUCCCUGGCAACACCAUAGACUACAUUAUGCACAACCAAAGGCUAUUUUAAGAGCCAUCCACAUUGCAAUAAGAUUAUUCUUCCAUUUACUUAGCUAUGUCAACUGCAGUUAUUCAAUUCCCAGUUUCUCUCCCUUUGAUUUCUACUUCUCAGGUGAGGGUGCUGUUUAGAUAAGGGUGUGAUGUCUGUAGAAAAACAAAACAGGCUGUUUUAAGUCACUCAUAUUGAGAAAAUGUAGAACAAUUAGACACCCUAUAACCCACAACUACACACUCAUGUAUCAAUCUGAUUGAUGGAUUGUGUUGUGCAGUAAGCAGGCUCAGGUGUAUAAUUGUGACUCCGUCCACCUUCAAAGAACAGGCAAGAGGGCUAACCAUGGAGAAUAGUAAGACACUUCAUUAUUUCUAUAACUAUGCUAUAUUGUUUGUCCUCGUGUGUCCAUUCAUGUUUUUCAGCAUAAAGUACUCUGCAGCUACUUAGUGGACACCAGGUGAGGCCACACACAGAUUCCUGUUGAACACUCAUUAAACCUAACACCCUGUGCGGAUUGUCAACGCGCAUGUCGUUCGGCCUACUUCUACGAAAAACACAAAAUUGAAACAUGGCACCCCAAGGCAUGUAAAUCUGUAAGCAGUUGUGAUAUUAACAAGAAAUGUUCAAAAUGCCAUUGCAAUUACAACCUUAAAAUAGACAGCCCUAAACCUCAUGUGUGUGGAAUCAUACAUUACAGAUUGGGCAAAGGGCCUUUGAAAAGCAGAGACGCUGAAGUGGUUCAAGAAGUGCCACAUGAGUGUUAUAUUCAGCCCUUGGCUGAAGAUGAACAUUCAGAGAAAUAUGUGUUUUAUGAUUUUGAGACUAAUCAGCAAUCCGGGGUUCAUUUGCCUAUUUUUGUACCUACCAUGACUUUCAAGGGUGAAAAGUGGUCGGCAGAGGGGCCCAAUUGUGCACUCCUCUUUCUAAAACACUUCAGAAAACCCCAGUACAGAAACUUCACGUUUAUAGCUCACAAUUCUAGAGCCUAUGACUCCUAUCCUCUUUUGAACCCUCUGAUACAACAAGGUGUUGCACCCAGUGUCAUAGCUCAAGGUAGUAAAAUCUUGUGUUUUGUAGACCCCGCCUUCAACCAGAGAUACAUUGACAGUUUAAGUUUCUUACCCAUGAGAUUGGCUCAAAUGCCUGAGGCCUUGGGUUUUGGAAACUCUGUGAAAGGGUGGUUUCCUCAUUUCUUCACAUCUGAGGAGAAUCUACAUUAUAUUGGAUCAUAUCCCAGCCCCGAAAUGUAUGGAUGUGAUCAAAUGUCUCCCAAAGAGUGAGAGAGAUUCAUGACAUGGUAUGAGACCGUAUGUCAUAGCAUCUUUGAUUUCCACCAAGAGAUGGAGUCAUACUGUGAGAACGAUGUAGUUAUACUUCGUGAAGGAUGCCUCAGAUUCAGAGAAGAGAUAAUCAAAGAUGUAGGCAUUGACCCCUGGAGUUGUACAACUAUUGCAUCGGCAUGCAUGAAAACUUAUCGUUCACACUUUUUACCUCCAGCAUCUAUAGCUAUUCCAUCGCCUGACAACUACCGACGCCAAUUCAAGUCAUACUCUAGUUGGUCCAUUCAAUGGUUGGAGUACUUGGCCCAGGAUAAAAACAUUUUUAUUCAACAUGCUUUGAAUAGGGGUGAGAAGGCAUUUGGGCCUUAUCACGUAGAUGGAUACAUACAGAUUGACGGUGUUGAGACCGUGUUUGAGUACAACGGUUGUUUCUUCCACAGUUGUAAAUCUUGCUUUGUGCCCCAGGACAUGUGUGUCCUAACCCAAAAGACUUUUGGGGAAAUGUACCAAGAGUUCCAAGACAAAUUGGAAUCUUUACAGGCUACUUACGGGUUGAAAGUGAAUGUGAUGUGGGAGCAUGAGUGGACAGCACUCAAAAAGUCUGAUCCUUAUGUUCGAGCUUUCCUUUCCAGCUUUGACACACCAGAACCCUUGGAACCACGACAGGCCUUGUAUGGAGGCCGUACCAAUGCUUCGACAUUGCGGUAUGUAGCGCAACCCGACGAGACAAUAGGAUAUGUAGAUUUUACAUCCCUUUAUCCUCAUGUAAUGAGUUCCUCAUGCUAUCCUAUGGGGCAUCCUGAAAUUAUUCACCGUGACUUUGACUUACCCCAAAACUAUUUUGGUCUGAUCAAAGCAACUGUCUACCCUCCUAGGGGUUUGUUUCUGCCAGUGUUGCCUUACAAGGGACCUCGAGGAAAACCUUUCUUUCCCCUUUGUCGCACCUGCAGUGAAAACAACAAACAGGAAAAGCCUUGUGAUCAUUCAGAUCAAGAAAGAGCCCAGACCGGUGUAUGGGUCACAGUUGAAUUCUCUAAGGCUCUAGAGAUGGGGUAUCAUGUGGCCAAAAUCUUUGAAGUGUGGAACUUUUCCAGGAAAUCAGACACUCUUUUUAAAGAGUACAUCAAGACCUUCUUGAGAUGCAAGCAAAUGGCUUCAGGCUAUCCUGCAUCGGUCACAGAUCAAGAGAGCAAAGACAAGUACAUUCAAGACUAUCACGACAGAGAAGGCAUACUUCUUGACACAGACAGAAUAGAGGUCAACAAAACCAAAAGAAAUCUGUCGAAAUUGUACUUAAACUCUCUUUGGGGCAAGCUUUUCCAGAGAAGCAAUAUGCUAACAAGGUCGAUCAUUAAAGACCCCAAAGAAUUUGGGGAAUUUGUUUUUUCAAAUCAAUACGAAAUUUCAAAAUUUUCAUUCUUGAGUGAAGACAUUGCCCUGGUGCAAUGGAGAUGUAACAAGAAUUGGGUCCUACCCCCGGGUAAUGUAAAUGUGUUUCUUGCAGCAUUUACCACGGCCUAUGGUCGACUUGAACUAUAUAACCUCGUGGCGCAGCUGCAGAGGAGGGUUCUUUACCACGACACAGACUGUGGUCUAUGUAAGCAAACCUGGUGAUUGGGAACCCCCCCACUUAGCAACUAUGUGGGUGGUUUAACGAGUGAACUCGAAGAUGGUGACCAUAUCACAGAGUGGUCCUCCUGUGGUCCCAAAAGCUAUGCUUUUAGGACUAAAGACAAUCACGUGGUGUUGAAAGCCAAAGGCGUGACUCAAAACUAUGAAAAUGCCCCGCGUGUAAACUUGGAAUCAAUCACACGCUUGGUUGAGGGGUUCAUAAACGACCGGAAUAGUGACUUGAUUGUUAGAGAUAAAAAGGGCUUCCAUCUAAGGACUUAUUAAAAUAUUCCGGGUAGUCUAUGACAAGAGAUUGCUUUUACCUGACGGGACCACCUUGCCCUUUGGCUACUGACUUAUGUUACAAGCCAUAUGUGUCUUAAAGCUUAAGAUAUAAUGGCUGCUGUAGAAGAUUUUGAUCCCCGGUUGCAACUACCAUUUUCGGCCUUAAUCGCAGGCCCAUCCAAUAGCGGUGAAACUUGUUUUGUAAAAAGUAUUUUAGAGAAUUCUGAACAUGUAUUAUCUCAGAAACCUGACAGUAUUGUGUGGUGUUAUUCGUGUUAUAAACCUUUGUAUGAUGAGCUGUUGAAGAAAAUAAAAAUCAAGUUUGUUGAAGGAA